AUGCAUCAAGAUCCCAAUGACACUAUGCAGUCAGACAUAUCAGACAUACCACCCACGCAACCCAUCGUGGAACACGAGCCAAAGCAUCCAUCGCAGCCCUCAACACGCACCCCAAAAGCAAUGCAACAGCCGCCUGAGUCCCCAAAGGAACCCGAGUCCCCAAAGGAACCCGAAUCCCCAAAGCACACCUCAGAAGCUAGGAAGCCUCCGUCUGAGCCCCCAGAAGCCAUGAAUGAGCCGUCUGAGCCUCCGAAACGCACCUCACAUGCCCCAAAGCCCACUUCAGCAACGCUGAACGACUCAGCUUUCACACCACUGUCGAUGCGAGCCCUCUACUACACCCCAGACGGGUUAGACAACGGCACACCCGAUGGAAUCCCAGAAGGAGAAAUCAGCGACGCCAUCUCACCCGACACAAGCACAGGCAUCGUCCGCCAGAAAGGAACAAACCUCGUCUUCGAUCCUGGCUUCCCGACCCCGCAGCCCUCCCCUCAGCAAUACCUACUGAAGAUCAGCACGGCAGCCUUCUGCCACGACGAAAUCCGUCUCGCCGGACUCCUGAACCCCCCAAAUACCACGCCGCAGAUUCCACUCCACAGUAUCUGCGGGACAGUCAUCAGCACGCCGCGUGAAGACGACGAGCGGGAAGAAGGCCCGAAAUUCAAAAUUGGCGAUGUAGUCUUUGGUGUGGUAAGCUAUACGCGUGACGGCGGAGCCGCAGACUAUGCAGUUGCAACCGAGAGCGAGCUAGCGCUGAAACCGGAUAAUAUCACUGUUGCUGGGGCGGCGGCGCUUGCAUUACCGGCGUUGACAGCUUGGCAGGCGCUUUUUCGGUAUGCAGGGCUCGAUCCCGACGUGCCUGGCGGGCUGAACGAGGUCAGCGAGGAGCUGGGCGGCGGGAAUGGGAUCGGGGGUUGGCUUUGGCAGCGUCAACGCCGUCAGUCUGUGCUCGGUAGUCAGGAUUAUGGCUACGGACACCGCAAAAGUACAGUCGCUGGUAACGGCGGCCUACUAGAAGGUACUCCCAGUGGCAAUGGAAAUGGAAACGGGAACGGGCGUUGGAUUUGGCAGUGGAAUCGCGGCGGCUCCAAAUCAAACGGCAAUGCCAAUGGCACCGCCAAUGGGAAUGAUAUUGACAUUGACAACAUCCCUCCAGCUGCUAGAGCAGCCAGUCCCGCUCACAAUCAUAAGAAUGUGCGUCGCGAGAGCCUAAUGAGUCUCAUCAGCGGUAAUCCCAGUGGCAAGAAAACCAUUCCUCGCGCUGCCAGCACAAUUGACCCAAAUCCCAAGCGUACUGUCCGUCGCAGCAGUUUGAUCGGCCUGAUAAAAGGCAACACUGAUCCUGCAGCUACGCGCGCUGCCAGCACAGUGGAUCCCACAGCUAAUGGCGAUGCCAACAACAAUACCCGCCGCGGCAGCCUCAACCGCGUCAACGGCAACGCUAGCCCUGGACGGCGUGCUAGCCUACUAGGAAGCAUAAUUGGCAACACGAAUUCCAACGGCAACGGGAAGCAAAAACCGCCCAAGAUCCGAGUCCUCGUCACCAACGCCCGCGACAACGACAUCGGCCGUAUUGCGGUGCAGAUCCUGCGAGCAGAUUCGCUCUUCCCCACACCCGUCCGGCCGUGGAUCUGUGUAACAUGCACGCAAGUCGAAGCCGACAUCAUCGAGAAGGACUGGGAAGUGGACGAGAUAGUCAUCAUCCCGCACCUGCCCUCGCGAGACGAGUGUAAUAUCGAGAAGGUGUUCCGCGCGCGCCGCUGGGAGCCGGUUGAUAUCGUGCUUGACUGUUCCGGCGGCGAAGUCUUCCGGGCUGCUCAUGCUGCGGGUGUCGUUAAGGACUACGGGGCUGUGUUGACUGUUGUGGAUGGCCAGGUUGCGCUGCAGUCUCCGCUUGUUCCUGAGAAUGAUGUGCUGGGCGAGAGGAGGCGUGGGAUUAAGAGCCGGUUUGUCCCUGUUAAUCCUGACGGGGCGGCUAUGGAGCGGAUCGCGGAGUUGGUUGAGCAGAGUCUGGUCCGGGGGAGAGAGAUUACUGUUGUUGAUAUUCCGCGUGCGGCGGAUCUGUUGGCUUCUGGAGCUGCUGGGACGGCGGGGAGUCGACGUGGUGGGAUGGUAGUUGUUAGGGUUAAUACAUAG
This is a messenger RNA of Penicillium egyptiacum, 2136 nucleotides long. The record is from the annotation of a GenBank genome assembly. NCBI's taxonomy places the organism in Eukaryota, Fungi, Ascomycota, Eurotiomycetes, Eurotiales, Aspergillaceae.